AUGGAUCUACUAACAACAGCCCUCUUGGUGGGCGCCAUUGGGAUUUUGGUAGCUUAUUUCUGGCUGCACCGUCCUAAUCCAAAAUGUCCGCCAAGUCCUAGCGGUGCUUGGCCAAUCGUUGGACACCUGCUACAACUGACCGCUGACCCAAGGGUAAAGUUCGCCAAGUUUAGAGAGCAAUGUGGCGAUGUUUACAGCCUGUACCUGGGCUCCACUCGCGUGGUGGUCUUCAACGGCCUCGAUGUGGCCAAGGAGGUGCUGGUCAAACAAGGAGACGACUUCAUGGACAGGGCCGUCAACUAUGUGGACAUUGCGUCCGACAGUGUCAACAAGGGCCUAGCCUCAUCAAAUGGUCCUGCCUGGAAGGAACACCGGCUCUUCACGAUGACAGUCCUCAAAAACUUUGGCCUGGGUAAGAAUAUGCUGGCUGAGAAAGUUCAGGAAGAGGUCAAUUACUUCAUGGAGCUUCUGGAGAGUUUCCAGGGAAAACCCAAAGACGUCGACUCCCUAACGACAACCGCCGUGUCAAACAUUAUGUGCUCAAUAAUAGUCGGCAGGAGAUUUGACUACGAUGAUCAACAGUUUGCCCAAAUUCUCGAGCUCAUCAGGUACAAUCUGUCUAAACUUAAAGGAACUGCUUUGUUAAAUUACUUUCCAUGGCUUCGCUUUUUGCCUGGUGAUCUGUUUUAUUGUAAAAUUAUAACCAAGAAUUUUCGAGAAUUUUUCGACAUAUUUGCUCGCUAUUACAUACAAGAAAAUGAGCAAGUUGUUGGAGAACCUGGGAACUAUAUUGCUGCGUAUCUUCAGGAGAUUAACAAGAAAGUCCAAGCGGGCGAGAAAACCUACUUGGACAAAUCAAAUCUGUUACGUUGCAUCUUUGAUCUGUUUGUAGCGGGGACAGAAACUACUGCUACCACGCUUGGAUGGUUCUUCUUGUACAUGGUGAACUAUCCACGGGUUCAAGAUAAAGUCUUUGAGGAAAUUAGUGAAGUUGUUGGGCAGGAUCGAGCUCCGAACACCCAAGACAGGUCUAAGCUAGUCUACACAACAGCCACUAUCAUGGAGGUACAACGCCUGGCAAGCUUGCUUCCGUUCAGCGGAGCUCGUGUGGUGCGACGCGAUGUCCAGAUCGCCGGCUAUCUGAUUCCACAAGACAGCCACGUCUUGAUCAACUUCGACACAGUACUGCACGACAAAGCGUUGUGGGGCGACGACGCCGACCAGUUCCGACCUGAAAGAUUCAUUGCGUCCGACGGAAGCUUGUAUACACCGGACGCCUGGAUCCCAUUUGCUAUUGGCAAAAGAAACUGCCUAGGCGAUUCAAUGGCCAAGCUGGAACUGUACAUAUUUGUCUCCAACAUCAUACAGAGAUUCCAGAUUCUGCCCCCUGACUCUAAGAGAGUUCCGCCAUUGAAGGGGUGUCUACAAAUAACCCAUGUACCAUCUCCGUAUGAGGUGAGGUUCGUAAGCAGAACCUCAAGACUGUAG
Candidula unifasciata is the source of this 1488-nucleotide messenger RNA. Lineage: Eukaryota; Metazoa; Mollusca; Gastropoda; Stylommatophora; Geomitridae. The record is from the annotation of a GenBank genome assembly.